Messenger RNA from Sclerotinia borealis F-4128, 507 nucleotides. NCBI's taxonomy places the organism in Eukaryota, Fungi, Ascomycota, Leotiomycetes, Helotiales, Sclerotiniaceae. The record is from the annotation of a GenBank genome assembly.
AUGGCCCUAGAGCAUGACAUUGAAGAAGAAUUCGAUCUCUAUUUGGCUUCUUUCAGAGGCGAUGAAUAUGAAAAACUUCAGAAAUACCGGUUAGAUACUGAACGGCGUAGGAUUGGUUAUACCUCCGAGACAAAUCGACUGCGUCAAGAGUUCAAGGAUGACAUGGAAUUGCGUAAACACCGUUAUUGUCGUAUGGUAUUGAAGUAUGAUAGUGAUGCCUCCAAUGAUCAACGAAUUCCACGAGAGGAAUUGAGACCUCAAUUUUCUGAUCAGCUCUUGGUGAGUACUCUUGCAACUCUGUUGCUAAAAGUUGACCGUACUAAUUGGAUUCAAAAGAAACAUGGUAUCCUGUCAACACGGAAACUCACCCGACCUGCAUAUAUCUUCGAAAGAUUUCUCGAACUUCCUAAAGAACUCCAAAUAAAAAUAUGGUCCAUGGUAGCAUAUAGCAAAAAUGUUUAUCCACAAGAUUCAGAAAUAUUUUCCCGGUGUGCUUCAGGCAUGUAG